AGUGCGGGCAGCGGCCGGUCUCGGACGGCGUCUCCGUCUCCCGGAUCGUAGGCGGACACAACGCCCGGCUGGGAGCGUGGCCGUGGGCCGUCAGCCUCCAGAGCCACCAAACCGGCCCACGCUUCGCACACGUCUGCGGUGGUGUCUUAGUUAACAAGAAAUCAGUACUUACGGCUGGCCACUGCGUUACAGGAAGGAAAGACCCAUAUUCCUGGAGAGCUGUUUUGGGCGUGCAUAACCUUUGGAAACACGGCAAACACACGGCAAGAAGAUAUAUCAGAAGCAUCACUGUGCACCCAGACUUCAAGAGAGAAACGUUUGAGAACGAUAUUGCGUUGUUCGAACUCGAUGCCGCGGUGCGCUACAGCGACUACAUCCAGCCCAUCUGCCUGCCUCCCGCACACCUCUACUCCAACACGGACAACGAGACGGAAUGCUUCAUCAGCGGCUGGGGGCGCACGGCGGAGAAAGGUAAAAUUUCGGCUGUGUUGAAAGAAGCACGAGUGGAAAUCAUUCCUUCCAGUGUCUGCAACAAGUCCGAUGCGUACGGAGGCGUGGUUAACAACAACAUGAUCUGUGCUGGCUCUCGGUUUGGAGGCACCGACACCUGUCAGGGAGACAGCGGUGGACCUUUAGCGUGCUAUCACCCCGGUACCAACAAGCACUACCUCAUAGGAAUUGCCAGUUUCGGAGUGGGCUGUGGCCGACCAAAAUUCCCGGGGAUCUACGUCCGUUUAUCUCACUACAGAAGAUGGAUAAUAUCUGAACUGUUGAGUAACGAGGCCGUGAGUCCCGUGAGCAUCCCACUUAGCAUCUUUCUGACUGUGGUGCACACAGUACUUGUGUAG
Molecule: messenger RNA, 848 nt
Organism: Tauraco erythrolophus (red-crested turaco)
Lineage: Eukaryota; Metazoa; Chordata; Aves; Musophagiformes; Musophagidae
Source: RefSeq, a predicted model, not a curated record